Messenger RNA from Helicoverpa armigera (cotton bollworm), 1996 nucleotides. RefSeq lists its product as uncharacterized. Lineage: Eukaryota; Metazoa; Arthropoda; Insecta; Lepidoptera; Noctuidae. The record is from RefSeq and is a predicted model, not a curated record. The transcript has 4 exons.
CUCGCUAUCCUUAUUUUAACAACGUUAUUAGCAAUUUCAAGCAGCAAACCAGGAAAGAAACUCGUACCAUCUGUGGCUAUAGACUGCCCUCUGAUACCAAUCACAAAACAUUCCCAGACAAUACUGUUUGAUGUUGACGUUAAUUCUGACCCAAGUAUAAGAACGUGCAUUCUGAAAAGUGUUUCUGAACAAUCUGUACUGAUUUUAACUGACUAUGAUAGACGCCCCGAAGUGAAUUUCACAAAUAAGCGAAUAAUGACAAACGAAUUUCCUAACGUGAUUAUAACGACUGGCCAUUUAUCUUUCAAGGCAGUACGGUGCAACAAGAGCCCUUUGCUGGAAUUAUUUAUGAAAUCUAAUUGGUCCUGGCUAUACAUCAUCGUAACUGGUGACAGCGUGUUCUCGUGCAAGAAUGGCACCAUGACAUCAAAGCAUUUCCGAUUGUUAGAAAAGUUUAUGAACACAAUAUGGCACCGGUUUGAAGUCAUGCGAGUUGGGCUAGCAUUCCCUAUAGCUUGUAAACAGAAAAUGAUCAUCUAUCACAGGAAGAGACCAUCCACUCAAAAAUUAUAUGAUAGGUCUAUAAAGUUAAUUAAUGCUACCAGUUAUAAAGACUUACUUGCAGCUAUAAAUUACAGCGGCACAGGCUUAUGUGCACACUAUCCCAUAAAGGCAAAUAUAUUUGAAAGAUAUCCUACGUCUAUAACACAGUGUAAAAAUUUACAUUACUACGACAUACAUUUCAACUUAAACCUUACUUUUGGAUACUGUGGCUUGGACGGAAUGGUUAUGCACGACUUGCUUACACAUUUUAGAUUUAAUUUGUCCUCUCCUAAAAAUGAAGAUUGUAACAUUUACGGCUUUGCUAUUCCUGGGAAUAUAAGUGGGAGUCUGGGUUGCAUAGUUCGCCAUUGCGAACCAGCUCAUUAGCUGGAUUUGUCUUUCAAUUCAAGGUUUAUGACUCUGUACUCGGAUGAGCACAUUUACUACCUGCAUUAUAUAACUACUGACAAGCUGUGUGCUCUGGUGAGGAAGACUGGUGUUGUACCACUUUGGCACGGCCCGUACAAUGUAUUCAGACCUCCGUUGUGGUUUAUAAUCAUGGGAGUGUUAGUAUUAAUAAGUGGUAUCAUGUGGGUGUAUGCCAUCAUCAACAGAACAAUUACCGGCCAAAAAGUGAUGGCAUACUGGUACUACCUGCUCAAUGCUGUAAUGACGACAAUGAUUGGAUGCUCACCUAUGAAGAAUAGAUCUAUGAUCAUAAUAAGGAGCGCAUGUUUAAGUGGUUCCAUAUUAUUUUUGGCUGUUUAUCAGGGUCACACAAGUCGAGUCUAUACAACGCUGAAACAUUUCGAAAGAAUAAGUACCUUGGAUGAUCUCUACGCAUUUGGCGCCAUCUUAUAUACGACUCCCGGAAUGCGACAAUUCACUAGACAGUUGCAACGUCCAGGAAACAAGCUGGAAGAAGACUUUUUUAAUAGAUCUCGUUUGAUACUCAACGAAAGAAUUGGCGCAGGAAUUACUCUGGAAAUCCCGAGGGCCACAACCCUGGACAGAAAAUUAGACGCAGAGAUGAAAAUCCUUGAACACUUCUCCGAUAGUGAAGGAAGACCACUUAUCGAUAUAGUCGAUGAAUGUUUUAGGACUUAUUUCUUGUCCUACAUCACUCGAUCGGGAUUCCCGUUUUUCGAAGAGAUACAAAUAUUCACACAACGUCUUCUAGAAGCUGGUCUACCAACGAAGUACUACAAAUGGACUCAACAAAUGCUGAAUAUCCCAACAUCAUUGCCGGAAAUCCGUAGCGAACCGCGGCCUUUCUCUAAAAUAAAACUGAAAGACCAACGUGUGGCAUUUUUCGUACUCUUUGCGGGGUCAGCUUUGUCUAUUAUUGUAUUUGCAGUGGAAAUAUUUAAAGGUCCUCCGAUUGAAUUUUAGGACUCUCCCAAGUUUGAAUUAUAAUGUAUGUGUACCUACUCGCACUAAUUUAACAUAAGCA